Molecule: messenger RNA, 1819 nt
Organism: Impatiens glandulifera
Lineage: Eukaryota; Viridiplantae; Streptophyta; Magnoliopsida; Ericales; Balsaminaceae
Product: probable protein phosphatase 2C 27
Exons: 4
Coding region: 591-1682 (363 amino acids)
Biological process (GO): protein dephosphorylation
Molecular function (GO): cation binding; protein serine/threonine phosphatase activity
Source: RefSeq, a predicted model, not a curated record
AGCUUUCUUCUUCUUCUCUCCUGAUACUUGUUUCAUGAUUGACCGAAUCACCAUUAAAGUUUCUCUCUUUCUCCCUCUCCUCGCGCGUGAAUCCGCUAAUCCAUAUCUUCAGUCUGCACCAUUGACGCCGAUCUUUUUCUCUCGCUCUCUGGAAUCUCAAGUUUUACCCUUCUGAAUGUGGGUUUUGCGAUAACGUUCACGUCUGCUAAAACUAAAGCAAACCCAGAAAGCAAUCAUCGUCGCCGCGGGAUUUGUGAGAAUUACUAUUUCUGAUUAUUAGGGUUUCAUAUCUGUAAAAUCGCUAUUCUGAAGAGAAAUAUCACGUUGUUAUUUUAAAUCGGAUGCUUUGGAUUUCGUUUGUCUUUGAUUUUCAUAGCUUGGUCCGAUUCCCGUUCCAUGAUUUGUGAUCUUGAUCUUCGGUCUAAACUAGUUUCAUUAAUUAAGAUUUUAAAUUUUACACAGAAGAUAGAGAUUGACUACUGCUUGAAUCGAGAUUAACAGAGGCAGAACCAGAUAAAGAAGACACAAAUCAAAUUUAGCCAGUUUUGAAUAUCUUCAGUCUGUGGAGAACAUCAGGACAUUGGAUAAGUAUGUCUACAGCUACUGAUUGCUCAUUUCCGUUUAGUACUCUAGAGAUUAUACACAAUAAGGAUAACGUGAAUGCAAAAGAAGACAAGAUUUGUCUGAAUCAAAUGACAAAUGUGAAACCUCUUCAAUCAACUAGCUCUGCUACUACAACUGAGAUGGAUGAUGAACUCUGUCCCACUGAUGUGAAGUCAACUUCAAUUGAAAAUUUGCAUUUCACGCCUGUAUUUCUUUCAGGGAGUUGUGCUGAGAAGGGAUCCAAGUUGUUCAUGGAGGAUGAGCACAUAUGUAUUGAUAAUCUUCAUCAACAUUUGGGUACAUCUAUAGAUUACCCAUCUCCUGGGGCAUUCUAUGGUGUUUUUGAUGGCCAUGGUGGGACUGAAGCAGCAGUAUUUGUUAGGAGGAACAUCUUGAAGUUCAUUGUUGAGGGAUCAGAUUUUCAUGUUUGCUUGGAAAAAGCAAUUAAAAAUGCUUUUAUAAAGGCUGAUUAUGCAUUUGCAGAUGAUAGCUCUGUUGAUAUCUCUUCAGGCACCACUGUUUUGACUGCUCUUAUCCUUGGAAGAAGAUUAGUGGUUGCAAAUGCAGGUGAUUGUCGGGCAGUUCUUAGUAAACGAGGCAAAGCAAUCGAUUUAUCAAACGAUCACAAGCCAAAUUGCCCAACCGAGAGGCUAAGAAUCGAACAACUAGGCGGUGUUGUACACUUUGGUUACCUUAACGGCCAGUUAUCAGUUUCUCGUGCAAUUGGAGACUGGCACAUGAAGGGCCAUAGAGGUUCUCUUAGCCCCUUAAGUCCCGAGCCAGAGAUAAAAGAAACAUUCUUGACUGAAGAAGAUGAGUUCCUUAUAUUGGGUUGUGACGGUUUAUGGGAUGUAAUGAGCAGCCAGGAGGCUGUAACAAUGUCUAGAAAAGAAUUGAUGUUGCAUAAUGACCCUGAAAGAUGUGCUAAACAGCUGGUUAGGGAAGCGCUCAAGAAGAAUGCAUGCGAUAAUCUUACGGUUGUGGUGGUUUGUUUUUCGGAUGAUUUUCCAUCUAUAUCGCAAUCUCGAGAUUGUAAAACUUUGUUUUCUGGAGGGUUGGGUUUCUUAAAGGUUUCUUAAUUACCAUUAUAAUGUUUUGAGGAUGUAGUUUAACUUAUGUUCACUAGAAUUUCCUUUAUAUGCCUUUGAGAAAUAUUACAUUCUCAUUGUAUUAUAGUAUAAUUUACUUUGUUUUCUUUGUACAUCAUUAUUUCCUU